AGCAGCAACAACAACAACAACAGCAGCAGCAGCAACAACAACAACAACAACAACCAGGACAGAUCUCUCUCCUGCAGUCCGUGCAGGGACAGUCUCAGCUCCCCUCCCAGACCACUCUGCCUCCCCCACAGCUCACCAUUCAGUCCCAGACGCAGCCUACCCCUUCACAUCAGGCCCCGCCCCCACAGAUGCCCCUCCACCCGGCCCGCCACAUGCAGCAGCAGCAGCAACAACUUAACUACCAGCAGGGUCCUGGACUCGCUGGUCAGUCCCAGGGGUCACAACACAAGGUAUCCAUGCCCCCCAACAAAGCACAGCAGAUCAUCCAGCAGCAGCAGCAGCAGCAGCAGCCCUCCCCUCGCCCGCCCAAGGCUGACCCUUACAACGCAGGUCACAUAAGGGACAACCCAUCGCCUCUCAUGAUGCAUUCCCCACAACUUCCCCAGUUUCCACCUGUGUCCCAUCAGUCCCCACCUCAAAACAUGCAGUCCAAAAAGCAGAGGGGCCAGGGGAGCCAUAGUGUUGUAAAGGAGGAGAAACUUCCUCCAUCACCAGCGAUGAGAGGAGAACCAUUCAACCCGGCCAUGAGACCCGACCAUCACAAACAUCCUGAUAACAAGCCUUCUCAAACAAGCCACGGCCCACAGAAUGUGAAGUCCAUGGACAGCUCGCGACCUGUGAUCCGCUCCUCUGAGUCCAGUGGACCGCCUCCCUCUCUGCAAGACAAGGACAAGUUCAAGCAGGACUCCAAGACGCCUAUUGCCCCCAAAAAGGAUGUCAAAUUGAAGAACAUGGGCUCAUGGGCCAGCCUUGCCCAAAAGUCCACAUCCACACCCACGUCUGCAGUGAAGUCAUCGAGUGACAGUUUUGAGCAGUUCCGUCGAGCGGCCCGGGAGAAGGAGGAGAGGGAGAAGGCUCUGAAGGCCCAGGCCGAGCAGGUGGAGAAGGACAGGCAACGCAGAGAGCAGGACAAACUACGGUAAGGUUGUCACAAGACAAAACAGAGGGCUGCCAUGGUUACCUCAAAGUAAACAUUGAAAGACUAUAGCAGCGGAGGACAU
Messenger RNA from Notothenia coriiceps (black rockcod), 1061 nucleotides. Its product is annotated as bromodomain-containing protein 4-like. The transcript is spliced from 5 exons. Bases 189 to 983 code for a protein of 264 amino acids. The record is from RefSeq and is a predicted model, not a curated record. Lineage: Eukaryota; Metazoa; Chordata; Actinopteri; Perciformes; Nototheniidae.